This is a messenger RNA of Saccostrea cuccullata (small rock oyster), 602 nucleotides long. RefSeq lists its product as uncharacterized. The transcript is spliced from 5 exons. The record is from RefSeq and is a predicted model, not a curated record. The coding region runs from base 1 to 318 and encodes 105 amino acids. Lineage: Eukaryota; Metazoa; Mollusca; Bivalvia; Ostreida; Ostreidae.
AUGCAUGUGUCAAGAUGCAUAGUAACUCUGAAACAAGCUUGUCAAGUAACUAGCUCAACUAUAAUUGUAUUUUUUCUUAUACAUAGACCUGACCCAAAAGACAGAUGCCCCCUACCAUGUACUAGCCUAGAUAUAAAAAAACAGUCAUGUGGGCCUUCAAUUAUUUUUUGGCCUUGCAUUGUAAAGAUAUACUCUGAAGACAGUGAUGUGCAAGAUCAAGGUUUGACUGUUUUAAGCUGUAACAAAACAAAUUAUCUGAUGAAAGCUGCAACCAUGAGAAUAGGAAAGGAUGUCAAGUCCAAAGAGAAGGCAAUAUAACAAAUGGUUGCUGAAUUCAUGAAGACUAGCUGGGAUGAUACAGUACUUUUCUACUCUUAUGAACCAUAUCUAAACAUCAUUUGAGGAUCCCUUUGUCAGAAAAAAAAGAAUUUGCAUAUUCAAAGACUCUAUAGUUUAUUGUUUAUUUGUAUGUUGUUUAACAUUCUUCUUGAAAAUUUUUAACUCAUAUGGGGAUGCCAACAUUUGCAGGUGGAAAGCUGCAAAUUUUGUCCUUACUUGGAACACAUGGCUAAUUGAGCAAUGAGGGAUCAUUUUGGUGCUAG